AUGUCACACGCAGUCGCAUCUUCCUCGAGCCAGCCUCUGGUUGACGACGGCUAUCAAUCUGACGGGGCUGCAUCCGAUAUAUCUGAUGCGCCCAUUGAGGAGAACGAGGCCAUAGUCAAGUCUUAUAGGAGGUCUCGCUCAGGAUGCUUCAUUUGUCGUUUGAGGAGGAAGAAAUGCGAUGAGACUCGUCCCGUAUGCGCAUCGUGCUCCAAGCUUAGUCUGAAAUGCGAUUACAAAAUGCCUCAUUGGUGGCAGAAUCCGGAGCUGCGCCGAAGGCAGAUGGAUAUGAUCAAGAAAAGGGUUCGUCAAACUAGAAUCAUGAAAAAAGAGGGAAAUUUAGAAGAGUAUAUGAACCGAGUUCGCGCUCUUGCUCAAAAGCCACCUAUGCCUGUGGAAUUUUCUUUCAAUCAACCAGCUUUCCUAGAGCAACAGAGUGCUUUGCUACAAUCACUCCCAACCUCGGCUAUGUCCAGUGGCAGUCAAUCCAAGGCUCAGCAGGAUAACCUUUUGACUAGCGCAGCUCUUCCUUUGACCCCGAGUUUCUUUCCCAGCUCCACGUUCAAUCAGAGCUCGCUCUUUACCCAGGGUCCUGUGCUGCCUACACCACCGGCUUAUCCCCAGACCCUGUGUCUACCACCGACUCCGGUAUCCGCACUUCCAACCGCAACAUUUGGAACGCCUUCAAUCCCACAGCUCUCGACAUUCACAGAAACGCCUUGUCCUCUUCAAGCUCAAAGCUUUGCCCAUGCGCAAUCGGUGGGCUCGGCUUGCUCUUUACCAUCGAAAAAUUCUAUGGGAGUGGCACAGCUGUCGUCGGGAGCGCUACAACUUCCUGGUUCAAGCUGGCUUCCGCCAAUCGUCGGACCACCGCAGCCUGGGUCUCAGCAGCCGUCCAACCAAUUGAGCAAUGCGCUAUCAUUGCUUUUAGGUGGCUACAGACCAUUGUCUGAGUCAUUGCGCAGUCUGAUAUCGGUGGAAGAUCGAGACCGACCACUUCUCGACCAUUUUGUUGACAAUGUUUUGCACACCUUGUUCCCAUUACUGGGGUUGACACAGGCUUCUUCUCUACAUACCAGCGAGAUAUUGUAUCUUAUGCAAACCAAUCGCUCGUAUCUCCACUGUUGUCUUAGCAUGUCGGCGAUACAUCUCAAGAACAGUAUGCGCCUGGAGGAUCAAAUGGACUUUGACAUUGUUCAACAUCGGUACGCGGCGAUCUCGCAGCUUUCCCGACUUUUGAACCGUGGAACCGGGCAUAUACAGGUCAUGGAUGCAACGUUGGGGUUGAUAUUUUAUCACUGUUCCGCGGGUACCUCCGAUGAUUACCUACCCGACAUUCCAUGGAAUCAGCACUUCCGAGCUGUCUCGGACCUUGUCAAGAAACUCAAUUGCACCCCCAGCCAAUUCAAUAUUUCUCUCAUCGCAUGGAUCGAUAUUAUCGGAGCUACAAUGCUUGGUACCACACCGGAAUUUGCUCAUACCUACCGCACUAAGCAUUUGAGUGGUAUCUCAUCAGGGCUCCAACAGAUGAUGGGGUGUGAUGAUCGCGUGAUGUAUCUGAUCUCCGAAAUCACUUGCCUAGAAUCCCUCUACAUUGAGGGUCGAGUCGAUGACAUGUCCCUUUUCCAGCACGUAUCUGCUCUUAAUUCACAGAUCAACUGGACCGAGCCCUCGAAUCCCGCAGUCGAAAGCCCUUACACGUCAGAAGGGGUGUUGAAACCGGAGCAACUUACCAAGAUCGUGACAGCAUUGUUCCGCAUCGCAGCUCGCAUUUAUGUUCAUAGUAUUCUCCCUACGUUCGACAGCUACGAUCCUAUUAUUAUGAGCUGGAUCACAUCAGUAGGAGAGAUUCUGCAAUGCAUUCCUGCAGGCCCAACAGGCUUCGACCGUUGUUUAGUCUGGCCUCUAUUCAUCGCAGGUAUCUACUCGGUGCCUGCAAGCCACUUUCGCAAGACCAUAGCCGAACGGGUCGCAGCUCUCGGCUUCCUAGGUCAUUUUGGGAGCAUCAGUCGCAUGUAUCGUGUACUGAAGCAAUUCUGGCGGGUUGCGGAUGAGACAGCCUCAUUUCCCGGAAGUGGCACCAAGCCUCGCAAGCACCAACCCGCCCCUGCAUUGACAGCUGACGGGGUAGGAGUGCAGCCGGCUGAACAGUGCUCGGAGGAAGGACAGUAUCCACAUGAAGAAACCAAGAACCAUAUUCACUGGCGCGAGAUCAUGCGAAAGAAAAAGUGGAAUUAUCUGCUGAUGUAG
Molecule: messenger RNA, 2247 nt
Organism: Aspergillus japonicus CBS 114.51
Lineage: Eukaryota; Fungi; Ascomycota; Eurotiomycetes; Eurotiales; Aspergillaceae
Product: C6 transcription factor rosa
Exons: 3
Coding region: 1-2247 (748 amino acids)
Biological process (GO): positive regulation of transcription by RNA polymerase II
Cellular component (GO): nucleus
Molecular function (GO): zinc ion binding; transcription cis-regulatory region binding; DNA-binding transcription factor activity, RNA polymerase II-specific
Source: RefSeq, a predicted model, not a curated record